This is a messenger RNA of Penaeus chinensis, 4907 nucleotides long. RefSeq lists its product as uncharacterized. The record is from RefSeq and is a predicted model, not a curated record. The transcript has 20 exons. Lineage: Eukaryota; Metazoa; Arthropoda; Malacostraca; Decapoda; Penaeidae. The coding region runs from base 360 to 4820 and encodes 1486 amino acids.
UAGUUUUGGUGGAAGAGAGAAAGGUUAUGCGCGGAAUUUUCUUCCUCUUGGUUUUAGUGAACGUUGAUUUUGAUUUUUAAUUCCGUUGUGGUGCGAGAUGAUAUGAAAUUAUAAUUUUUUUUCUCGAUCGCAAGUCGAUGAUCGGAUGAGUGUGCUUCAGUUCUUGCCCCAUAUAUAUAUUUUUGUCGAGUGGUCAAGUUUAUUAGCGAUUUUUUUGUAUGGAAAGUAUGUGUAGUGGGCACCCGCAAAGUAGUCAUUCGUAGGAUUGUCACAUUCCAUCAGUACAUAUGGAUUAACUCUCCUACACGUGAAAUGGAUCAUCUUCCUGAAUUAGAGUGAAGUCAGCCAAAUUCUUAAAGAUGUCCACUGCGUCAGGAGUGGGCGGCGUGUUGGGCGUGGGCAUCGUCGAGGGCACGGGGGAGGACGGCAGCAGCAUCCCCUUCAUUGACGAGAGCGGGUCGUCGUGUGCGUCGUCCAUGAUGGGCGAGGAGGACGACACGGCCUCCCUCAGCAGACUCCUGGACGACGCCGCCUCGAGGGAGUUCAGCAUCAACGGCCUCCACGACGACCUCGCGUCUCUCUCUUGCGGCUACGCGUCUCUCGAUGCCCACAGCGGCAGUCACAGCGAAGGCCGCAGUGGCGCCCACAGCCGCAGCGACAUGGGCAGCAGUGGCGAAUCACAGGAGAAGUCCCGGACAGGGUCGGGCCGCUGGUCAUGGCAGCGGUCAUCUCCGGGCUCAAGGAGGACCUCCAAAUCGAGCAUUAAGUCUUCGGACAACCUGGAAGAAGACGUGCUGGACGCGGACGACGAGGACGAGAAGCCGCCGCCGGCCCUCCCGCCAUCCCUGCCGCCGUGCGACACCUGCGAAGACCGAUCCUCUACCUCAUCCUCAUGCUUCACAGGAACGUCCUCCUCGGUGCUCUCGUGCACCACGUGCGCCGCUGAGUCCGACAACCGACCUGAAACCGACCCGAAGAGUGGUGAUCACCUGACGGAUGACGCGGGACACCCGGUCCCUGCGCCCUCCGAGCACGACCAGGAGCAGGAGCAGGCCCCGCGCAUAACCUGCAAGACGCCAGAUCCGCCCGACUCCAAGAUGAUCAUCCUGAGCAACGGAAACACAACCCCGCACCGCUUGAGCAGCACGCCCGAGGAGGUGUGGAGUCCCGGAGGAGAGCCACCCGUGCCCCUGGUCACUUCCACCCCGGCGCCGCAGGGGAACAACAGCAACGCAUCUACAGUGGAACCCAAAUACGUGGCUCCACAUCAUUACGUCUCCUCCAUGCGGGUGGCGUCCAUGAGAGGGGCGGCUGAUAUGGGCGGCGCCCUCGUGGCUCGCGUCGCUACCUUCCUGAGGACGCAGUACAAGAAUCUUAUCUCCAGCCCCCUGCAGUUACCUUGGUGUCCUGGAUUUAAGAUGAUAGUGAGCGAGUUUGAGACCAGCUUAAUACAAGUACCCUUGGCUGCUCACCUGAAGGUCCCACCAGGAUUGCUCACAGUUCCUUACAUUCUACAGCCACUUCAGCUGUCAUUCACUGAAUCAUCAAUGGGGGACCGCCCAAAACGAGUUUUAGUAGAGGGAGAUCCAGGAUAUGGCAAAUCUACAUUAGCACUGAAGUUAGCCUAUGACUGGGCUACAGAUCCAACAGGCUCUUAUCUAUCAUUUUAUAGUUUGGUGUUUGUCCUGACACUGCGAGAUUUCAGAGGAGGUUCUGUGUUCUCUCACCUGUGUAAGGAGGUCUUGCCAAGACACAUUCUAAGCAAGGAAGCAAUGAAUACUCUAUGGAAUCAUAUGAAAAAGAUUGAAGAUAAGGUGCUAUUCCUCUUGGUUGGAUACGAUGAACUGAUUGAGGAGGAGAGUGGAGACAUGAAUGAGCUCAUUGAUGGUCAGAUGUUCCCCAAUGCGACGGUGGUUUUGACAUCAAGACCUGGGUCCUCCAAGCCCCUCCCACCAUCCAUGCACAGGCGACUGCUCAUUGCUGGUCUUGCCCCGGACCAGACACAUAGGUUCAUCUCCCGGUACUUUGACACCAUAAAUAAACCUGGCAGUGGGAAUGAGGUGCUGUCCCUGAUAUCAGCAAGCAAAGAGAAAUAUGGAGACCUGAUAACAUGUCCCAUAAUGUGCCUGGCUCUGGGUGUCCUGUAUGAAGACCUGGGAGGGAAAUUACCUUCCCGCCUCACAGAUAUGUACAUGUCUCUCAUCAAGCACAUGAUCAGGAAAAACUUGAUCAAGCGAGGGGAACCCAUGUGCUAUGAUGUGCUGCCUGAUAGAUAUAAUAAGUUGUUAUCAGACUUUGGGAAGCUGGCCUUAGAAGCACUCAAGCUGAACAUCCCAUAUUUCACAGCACAGGACCUAAAAACCAAGUGUCAACAUGGAGGAGAAAUUGUUGAGCUUGGCAUAUUGUUAAGAAUGCAGUCAAUGUCCAAGUUGAGCAAGAAGGACUUUUACACUCCUGCACACAAAUCAUUCCUUGAAUUUCUGGCUGCCUUCUACCUAUCUGGCCUUAUUCAUGAUACGUCUUUGCUGCAAAUUGAAAUUGACAGUAUUGCAGAAAAGAUGGAUAUAACUCAUCCCAUUUUAAGACAAAACUCCGGCUUGAUGAUCCUGCGAUACCUAGUGGGACUACUUGGAAGAAACGCACACAUUGUCUUCAACAUUGUAUCUCAGAUGGGAGUUCCUCAGAGGAUCCUUUUCCUCCUGUUGAAAGAAAGCGGCAUGUACCAGAUGAAUGUGUUAGAGGUAUGUAAACACGUAUCAGGCCGGGAACAUGUUGUAAUUCAGACUAAUUCUGCGGAACUAGAAGACUGGGGUCGUUUGCUAUACUCCCCUGACUGUAUGCUGGAAGGAGUGGAUGUGCUGUUGGACUUUGAUGGGAGUUCAAGAGACAGACAUGAGUCGUUUUUCACAUCCAUGUCAUUUAAUGAGAGUGUCAAGAGUGUCAAACUUACCUGUGUCGUUGGUGGGGACUUUGGCGAGUCUGAAGUAACAAGACUUGUGUCAUAUGUGAGAGCUGUGCUCACCAAGCGCCGACUAGAGUCUUUUGAGAUUCAGGUGACAUCGCUGGACGAAGCAACAGCUGAGAUCCUGAGUCCUGUUGUGGACAUGAUUUGCGACACACUCCCAGACUUGGCUCAGGCCCUUAAUAAACUUGUUGUUGCAUUAGACCUGGAUGCUGAACAAGUUGUACAGUUGUGCCAAGUCCUGCAGAAUGCACCACAUGUACAAGUGCUUCAUCUUCCUCACCUGGCUUGUGGUUUGGAUGGCUUGAAGGCAGUUGCACAGAUUGUUGAAAACAGUCCCCUGGUGUCACUCAAUCUUGCAGGGUCUCUCAGCUCUGGCACCCCAGUGGAUGAGCGUUCAACAGGCACAGGAGCCAGCACACCCUCACCAACUAGGGAAGACGCCCCAGCGCCACUCUCUUUUUGGAGUUUCACUGAUGCGCAGGGGAAUACCAGGUCUGUGUUCAACUCUCUCCCACGAUCUUUCUACCAGUCACUUCCGGGCCGGGGGAGAUUGCACUCUCUCUCAGCAGAAAAGAGAAAUUCAGACACAACACUCCUUCAGAAAACGUCUUUCCCGCCACCAGCAUGCAACCCCAUUGUUCAUGCUAAUGGUUUUCAUGAAAUAUUUGCAGCAUUCCGCAACCCAGCCUCAAGAGUUUGCCACCUAAACAUUAGCAAAUGCACAAUGGGGGCAGAAGAUUUGGUGUGUCUUGGGGAAACUGUACGCUUCACCAAGUGCCUUUCAUCACUUAGGAUGGAGGGGCUGUCAAGAAUGGCAGAGAUUAUCCCAGUCCUUAUAGCUUUACAGGAGAACACAACUUUGCAACUUCUUGACCUGACAUCCCCUCAUAUCCUCUUGGGGGAUGCUGCCCUGCAAGUCACUCUUAAUGCUUUAGCUAAGAAUAAGUCCUUAAGGUUUCUCGUCUUGAAUGGCUGGACCAUCCAAGUUGAGAGUGAACGAUCACUGAAGGAGUUGAUCCGUUUUCUUAAUGCAACAGAACUACAGCAUCUUGACCUCAGCAAUUGUCGAGUAAUUGUCACUGUACAUGACGGGGCUCUUGCGCGUCUCUCUAGGCAGGAUGAUGUCAUAGCAGCUCUUCAAGAGUCUGUUCCUCCCUUACAUAACAACACUUUGGCAUUCAUGAACUUGGAUCACUUUGAGGUGACUCUAAAUAGUAAAGUUGUCCUUCGAGGGCCACAACUACUCUUUAUGCUUCGACAUUUCCCCAAGCUUGUUGAUGUCUCAUUGGCAUCUAACCUAGGAGCAGACAUUAUUGACGAUUCCACAACUCACAGGCUUUUCUCCCUCUUGCCGGGAUCCUUCCCCUUUCUGCGAAGAUUGACUCUUGGUGGCUGGGUGUUCUCUCUUGAUAACUGUGAAAAGGUAAUGCGGGCUGGAGGGAAGCAGCUCAGAGGCAGCCAGCUUCGUGAAGUUAUCCUCACUGGCGUUGAAGUACGGGAGUCCAGUGGGACGCCAGGAAUGGAACACACACUUUUACAGGCUCUCACAACCAACCUACAUCACCUGUCAAUCUUGUCUCUUGCUGGCUUGAAACUUACUGCAAAUCAGGCAGCUAUAUUUGGAAAGACAAUACGAGAUAAACUAGCCACCACAACCCUGGAACUGGAAACUCGAGGGUUAGGAUACACCACGGUCAAAGCUCUCCGGCAGGCAGUUACUGAGGGUGGAAGAUAUGAGUUUGACUUCUUGGGUGGCCCCCUAGGAAUCUAUAAAUUGAAUAAAAUUGAUAGAAGAGAAAAGUUAAUUGGGAAAUGGGCCUGCAUAUCCACAUUAGAUAGACUGAGUGAGUUAUAAAAAGAAUGCAAUACACAUGUGAUAUUCUACUGUCUGUAAACCUUACUGUAUACACUCAUGUUUAAGGAUAAAAGAUUUUUUUAUGAA